This is a messenger RNA of Lineus longissimus, 7045 nucleotides long. Its product is annotated as 1-phosphatidylinositol 3-phosphate 5-kinase-like. The record is from RefSeq and is a predicted model, not a curated record. Gene Ontology annotation, molecular function: 1-phosphatidylinositol-5-kinase activity; metal ion binding; 1-phosphatidylinositol-3-phosphate 5-kinase activity. Bases 175 to 6954 code for a protein of 2259 amino acids. NCBI's taxonomy places the organism in Eukaryota, Metazoa, Nemertea, Pilidiophora, Heteronemertea, Lineidae. Gene Ontology annotation, biological process: regulation of reactive oxygen species biosynthetic process; intracellular signal transduction; melanosome organization. Gene Ontology annotation, cellular component: cytoplasmic vesicle; vesicle membrane. The transcript has 38 exons.
GUUGGCCAUGGAGGGUAAACAAGGAAAUGAAAAUCACAUGAAUUUGACAGCUAGAGAAACUCGACUAAAGUCAUGUUUUCUGUGUUUUUUGUGCAUGGAUCGAUUAGAUUCAUAUCCCUGGUCAAUCUUUAGAUAUUGCUGAUUUUCUGCCUUGCGGCCCACUUCAAAUCCUAAAUGUCUGAAGGACUGGCGAGAAGUCCGAGCAAGGCCAAGCAUGAGAAUGAUCAGCAACGACUCACUGAGUUUCAACCCCUGAGUUCUGAGGUUAAGCCAUCCGGGGGAUUCCUCUCUCGCCUAUUGAAGAGAAGCAAAGAUGAGAGAAAGAGUCCAAAAAGCUCACCGUCGAAGGCAUCACCGAAAAGAAGCCCAAGUCCAGGCGUCACUUUCCGAGUCGAAUACAAGGAUGUGGACACAGACGUGUUUGAGGCUGAUGACUCGCCCAGCAGGACACCAAAGAGUGAGGAUUCUGGAAGUGAUGUCUCCAAGGAUUCUACCCCAUCAGUGGAGAGUGCGGGGUCGACUGUGCCUCAGAUUAGAACCCUUUCAAAUGUCCUCAGGAGGUUAGGCAGUAUUCUCGACCGGAAAGGACAGACUUUGCAAGCGUACCGCGACAGUGACUUCAAACAGUAUUGGAUGCCGGACGACACCUGCAAAGACUGCUACGAAUGCGGAGAUAAAUUUACGACGUUUCGACGUCGACAUCACUGUCGGAUAUGCGGCCAGAUUUUUUGCAGCCGGUGCUGCAACCAGGAGGUCCCCGGCAGGAUAUUCGGGUACACGGGUGACCUGCGCGUCUGUACUUAUUGUUGCAAAGUCGUACUAAAUUACGCCCAGCAGACGGACUCGUCUGGUGACCUUCGAGCAUUAAGGGAAGAUCUCAAAUCCCUAGCGAACAUCGAGAGUGAAGGUGGGGCUUACCAGGAAUUCGGACGAUGGACGCCAAGUAGAAAAAGAAACACGGGACCAGAUGAGGAGUGUUUAGGACCAACAAGGUCUGGUAGCCUCAGCGAGCCCCUGACAAGACAGGUGACUCCGUUUGACAUCACCCCCCAGUCUGAGUACAGGUCGAUGGAAACCAUGAAUAUAGAGAGGAGAAUACUCACUAAGGAUUCGGCCCAGUUGCGAGAACUUUGGAACCAGAUGCAGCAGUUGGAAGAGGGUAUCCAGUUUCAGAGCCACCGUCUCCGCUUGCGCACGUACCACAAUUGUUUCUCCGGGAAGGAGCUCGUUGAUUGGCUAAUUCAAAGAGACAAGGUCACAACACCGGUGCAAGCGAUAGCUAUUGGCCAAGCUCUGCUGGACGCCAGGCUGAUAACAGGUGUUAAUGUUGGAGACCAAUUAUUCCGGGAUGAAUACGUGUUGUAUAAAGCUGCCCAACGAGAGAGUCCAACACAAUCGGCCACCCUGAUUGAAACAAUCAUCGUUGAAGAUGAGUUUGAGCCUAACUGGACGAAGGAUAUAAAACAGGAGGGAGACGACCAUGCAAAAAAGAAUGUUUGUUUUCUAAGACGGCCAACCAUAGUCAUUGACAGUUCACUUGAAGAUGAUAAGAUCACCACCGAGAUUGAACCGGCGGAGGUUGUCAGCGCACGCGCCGAGGAACAAUCGACCUUGGCUUUCUACGACACCUUCGGCUCCACGCCACCCUCCGGUAACAGCUUCAUAGAACGUCCGAAAACACUCCGGAACGUUUCUAUUUCUUCUGAAAAAAGUCUCAAGGAAGGUAUGGAUCCAAAUAUGUUGGUUCAUCAGGAUUCCACCGUGAGUCGUGGCAUCAACGAGGACCUUCUACAAGGCGCGUUGGCAAGCAAGCGUGGUUUAGCUGCUGAGGAUUACCCCGACUGGUGGCAGACAAUCAACGCAAAGCAGGAACAUGGUAACAGUGUUGAUUCCCUAGCGUAUGAAAGAUUAAGAAAAGCCCAAUAUGAACACAUGAGCAUGUUAACAAGUCAACUGCUAAGCAACGAAGGACUGUCGCUGUCCUGGGCCGAGCUUAUCCUGCAGAUAUCGCGGCGGAUAGCAGAGAUGGUCUCGCCCGAUGUUAAGAUGGAUGAAGAUGACAUGGAUAUAAGACAGUAUGUGCAGAUAAAAAAGAUUCCUGGAGGACAAAAAAUCCAGACGAAUAUUGUUCAAGGUGCCGUCUGCUCUAAACAUGUCGCCCACAAAAAGAUGCAGCAAAACAUCACGUCGCCACGAAUACUUCUUCUUAAAGCUGCCAUCGAGUAUCAGAGAAUUGAGAAUAAAUUCUCAUCAUUGGAGCCACAGAUUCUACAGGAGAAGGAAUUCUUAAGGAAUUGCAUUGCAAAGAUUGCCUCACUGCGGCCAGAUAUCUUAAUGGUGGAGAGGACAGUAUCCAGGAUCGCUCAGGAUUUCAUUCUCGAGUCUGGAAUCACAUUGGUGCUAAAUGUCAAGCCGUCUGUGAUGGAGCGAGUGGCCAGGUUCACCCAGGCCGAGGUGGUCCACUCGAUCGAUGGUCUCGUCAGCAAGCCCCGGCUUGGCCUCUGCCAUAACUUUAGGAUCAACUCCUUUGAGCUUCCUAAUGGUAUGACGAAGACGUUGAUGUAUUUUGAUGGGUGUGCAACACACCUUGGAUGCACCGUCACACUCCGGGGCGGAUCAUCUGCCGAACUCAAGCGAGUAAAAAAGAUCCUCCAGUUCGUGAUCUACAUUGCCUACCAUUUCAAACUGGAGACGUCGUUCGUAAUGGACGCAUCGGGUAUGCCGCCAGCCCAUCCCAGCGAGGCCAGCCUCAACAUGGAGUGCUUUGAAAACUCCUCUGAAGACUCUCUUUCCAGCCCUGAGAAACCGGUGAUCGAGACGUUUGAGACGUAUAAUGAUCGACUCAAGCAGGGAUCGUUCAUUGCCAAACUUGUUAAUAAACCAACGACGUUGAGGGACUCCUCACGUGAAACUGCCAAGUUGGCACCUCAGGCAGAGAAUUCUGGUGCUGAUGACAUUCAUGAAAAUGCCGUUGUCAAGGAGAUUACCAUGGAAAAUGAUGUUGAUAAGCAACCAGAAAUUGUUGCUAAGCAACCAGAAGUUGUUGCCAAGCAACCAGACAGUGUUGCUGAGAAUGAGAUUGGAAAAGUAGGCCCAGGUUUUAUGAAAGCAGGAAAUGGACAAUCAGAAAAAGUCAGUAGUAAUACGAAUGGAAAUCGUCUUUCAGUCAUUGAUGAAAAGCCAGAUUCAGCACAUUCUGAGAAAAAGGAUUCCUCGUUGAAACAAAUCGGCCAGGUGACUGAUUUCUCCGACCCCCUACACCACUACCAACAAAACCAAGACGAAUCUGUGUUCAAAACAAGUGAAAAUUCCCUGAAAGAGGAGGUCAAAAAUGACUGCUUUAAAUUCAAAAAGGCUUUAGACGACGCCAUCCUAAGUGGCUCCCCCUAUUUGAGGUAUUCUGUGCCGUAUUUAUUGACGGAAGCCGGCUGUAAGUGUAUUUUGCGCAGUUUCUUCCCGCGUGAGAUUUACUGGUCUGCGACAGUUAAUGGAGAAAGGAUGAGGAGUAAGAAUUUUGAUUUAGAACCGGAGGAAAAGAAUAAUAACACGAGGACGCGGAUAUCCAUUGAGUGGGUUAACCCCCAUCCAUUCGUUCAGUGCACUCUGACGGGGCCGAUAUUUGACAGUAAGAACCAGGCACUGCUAGCUGAUUUCCGUGCCAGAGGUGGUCAGAUCCGAUUACUGAACCGCGUGGAGAUUCGUGAGAAGAUGAAGAGAGGCAACCAGCAGAUGAGCCUCGAGACUCCGAACGAUCAGCCUGUGCCGCUGCCUGCCAAUGGGGUCCGCCUCUGCUGGGAAAGAAAGAUUGACUGUCUUGACCCCUACCAGCACCAGAGGAUCGCUGUUCUAUUCAGCAGUUACUCUUACAUCUCAGCCAAUGCCCCAAAUGCCUGCAUAAAUCCAUGGGUUGUGACGAUGGACUUCUACGGCCGCAACGACAUUACGCUCGGGAACUUCCUGGAGCGCUUCUGCUUUAGAGAUUCCUACCUGUGUCCCAGCGAGGUGUGCGGCACACCCAUGACCGACCACAUCCGCCGAUUCGUUCACGGCACGGGCUGCGUUCACAUCGUACUGAAGAAACUGUCAUCUGCUGCGCUGGGUUAUAGCAACAAUAUCGUCAUGUGGAACUGGUGUCGGAAAUGUAAAAAGAUCACCCAACCAGUUCCAAUGUCAAAUGAAACCUGGUCGAUGUCGUUCGCGAAAUACCUUGAGAUACGUUUCCACGGCAAUGUUUACACGCGGCGAGGCGAAGCCGAGACGUGCGUGCACUCGCUGCACCACGACCACUAUCAAUAUUUCGGAUUCAAGCAGACGGUCGCCGCCUUCAAAUACAGCAACAUCACGUUGAAGGAGAUCGUUCUCCCGCCGCUCAAGGUCGACGUUGUCGAGGAAACAGUUUUACCGGAUACUGCGUUCGAUGAAGUGAGGAGGUUGAAGAUCCGCGUGAAUGAGAUUUACAGCACGGUUAUUGAGCAUUUGUGCCGCCUCGACCUGCCGGAUAUCCCGGCUAAAAUGAUCGCUGAUUACAAGACCCAACUACAUGAUGAACAAAAAAUAAUGCGAGAGCACGUGGAGGCUUUACAGAGUAAAUGUGUUGUCCCAAAGCCCCUAAAGGAGGAGCUACAAGGCGAUGAUGAAGCCUCAUCGGAGAUGGAGGAGGCGAUUACAGAGGUCCAUGAGAAACUAUUUGCCAUCGAAGACUCAAUAGUCCUGCUGAAGAAAAUGAUGGCAGAGGCCGUUACUUCUUGGAACUUAAAAAUCCAAGAUCUUCUCACCUACCAAAAAAAACAGGAAAGAAGUUCAAAGUCAAGUUCGAAAUUCCGCGACUCUGGGACGACGCCAGACUCGAUUCAUCAGCGCGAUUGCGGUACGCCAGACAGCGUCGAUGCCAUGGUAGUUGGCGCCACACCACCGAAAUUCAUUAUCGGGGAGAAUGAAGGGCUGGAUGCGGAUAACGUUAGCCGGGAGACUGGGUCAAUGAUGGAUGCUGAUGCUGAGGUGUCAGAGAGGAGCAGCCUGGAUGGCGAUGUCCUCCAAACUCCUGCUGCAGAUUGUCAAGACAGCCAAGAAGAUGUUGAUUCGUCUUGUUCAUAUAACAAGAGUAAGAUGGAGAAGGAAAUAGAAGAAGCGAUGAUGGAAAAUACCUCCCACGCGCUAACAGUGCCUGGUUCGCACGAUAGUUCCACUUCAAAAGAGGAGAGUUACACCUACAUGGGUGUGAGCCCUGGUAUGAAUGCAGGUAUUUGGUCUCACACGGGAUCCUCCGAGGGGUACCUACUCCCCCCGAUCAAGCUACGGGCGUUCACUGAUUCAAGUAAUGAUUAUGUAUUAGUUCGCCCUCGCGAUGACCCGCUCGAGACAUCAGGUGACCAUUUGGAUGGAAACGCUUCCUCCAGCCUUGCCUCCGACUCCAAGGAGUUUUCCAGCAUUUCCGAUAGCCAGGAUCAAUUAAACCCGAGGAGGAGUCAGUCUGUACUGAUUCUGGAAAGGCAUAAGCCAAUGCUCAGGCAACCAGCUACAUAUGCCCAAGGCCUCGAUGAGAAAACCGAGAAGAAGUCUGUGAAGAAAAUGUUGACUGAUCUACUGACAGGCUCCAUCAAUAAACUCCUUCAGAUGCCUUUCCCCGACGAUGAACAUCACCUCCUGCCAGCCUGCAGGAAAGUGCCCAUCGUCAUUUACGACGAAGAACCAAGCUCUAUCAUUGCAUACUCUCUCAGCUCGCAGGACUAUGAGAUCCAGAGGCAAGAGUUACUGCUGAUGAUGCAGAGGGAGAAGUCAGUGAACUCGGCAGCAUCAAGCCCUGCGACGAAAAGAAAAACCAACGGAACCAAUGACUCAGAUUCAGAUACAGGCUCAAAGAACAAGAGUAACGCCGUUCUGUCGUUCUUCCGGAGCGCUUCUAAUAAGGAGCGCGAGCGAAGUCCGGGUCGGCCCGUCAAGGCGUCCGAGGUGGAGACGGUCAAAUAUACGCGCAAACUAGACAGUGAUAAUGUUGAACUGGACCAAGACAUUGAUGAGCCAGACUUUGCAUUCUACAGCACUAAUGAUGCCGAGAAAACUAAGGGACCUAAUCCUCACGUUGAACUACAAUUUUCCGACACCAAUGCCAAGUUCUACUGCCGUGUCUACUUUGCUGAGCAGUUUCGUCAGCUGAGAAAGCUGAUCUUCCCUGCAGGAGAGGAGAGGUAUAUCCGGUCCCUGUCGCGGUGCAUCCACUGGAUGGCUAGAGGUGGCAAGUCCGGCUCCGCAUUCUGCAAAACCCGCGAUGACCGGUUCGUCCUGAAGCAGAUGUCUCGCUUGGAAGUGCAGUCGUUUGUUGAUUUUGCGCCAAAGUAUUUCCAGUACAUGACCAUGACACACAAUGAAGAGAAACCAACCGCCCUGGCGAAAAUCUUUGGCGUCUACCGAGUCGUGUUCCGUAACUCGCAGACCAACACGGCCUCGAAACAAGACUUGCUCGUCAUCGAGAAUCUCUUCUAUGGUCGCCGAAUCUCUCAGGUGUUCGACUUGAAGGGGUCGGUGCGGAAUAGGCUCGUCAACACUCAGGGGAAGAGGGAGGAAGACCUGGUCUUGUUGGAUGAAAACUUGCUCAAGUUGAUUGUCGAUUCUCCACUGUACAUCCGGCCACAUUCGAAGACAGUAUUGACCCUUGCAAUCACCAACGACACACAGUUCCUCUCCAGCCAUCUUGUCAUGGACUAUUCACUCCUUGUUGGGCUGGACAGCGCAAAGAAGGAACUGGUCAUCGGGAUCAUAGAUUAUAUACGAACGUUCACCUGGGACAAGAAGCUAGAAAUGGUCGUGAAAUCGACUGGACUCCUCGGUGGGCAGGGCAAAAUGCCAACCGUCGUCUCACCAGAGCUGUACCGCACACGCUUCCUCGAAGCAAUGGAUAGAUACUUUCUCUUGGUGCCGGAUCAGUGGUCGGGUUUGGGCAGGAAUGUGGACUGUUAACCCAAGGACUGGGUCGAAAAUUGGAUGAUGUAAUAUUAACCUGAUAAUGUGCAAUCUAUCAUGAAUUAAAAGGUCACAUUGUGCUUUGCAA